Messenger RNA from Meira miltonrushii, 465 nucleotides. RefSeq names its product cytochrome b560 subunit of succinate dehydrogenase. The record is from RefSeq and is a predicted model, not a curated record. The coding region runs from base 1 to 465 and encodes 154 amino acids. Gene Ontology annotation, cellular component: membrane. Gene Ontology annotation, molecular function: electron transfer activity; succinate dehydrogenase activity. NCBI's taxonomy places the organism in Eukaryota, Fungi, Basidiomycota, Exobasidiomycetes, Exobasidiales, Brachybasidiaceae. The transcript has a single exon. Gene Ontology annotation, biological process: mitochondrial electron transport, succinate to ubiquinone; tricarboxylic acid cycle.
AUGCAUUCAGCCAAACGUUCAUCUGCACCAACAAGUCAAUAUUCACAAGGAGAAGCAUUAACAUUGCUUAACGAACAAAGAUCAUUACGACCCAACAGUCCUCAUUUGACAAUUUACCAACCACAAGUGACAUGGUACUUGUCUAUCUUGACACGUAUGACAGGUGUUGGCUUGAGUGUCUUGUUUUAUGGUUGGGCAAUCACAUACUUUGCUUUGCCUUAUACAGCCGUCGGACAAGCAUUCACAUCUGCUCAUCUCAUCAAUUAUGCAGCAAUGGCACCUUUCUGGCUCAAGGUUGGUUUAAAGGCACCAAUCGCUUUCGCGAUGAGCUUCCACUCUUAUAAUGGUUUGCGUCACUUGGCUUGGGAUAUCGGAUAUGGUUUGUCAAUGAAGGGUGUUUACAUGGGUGCCUACAUCGUUUUGGGUGCUUCCGUAGCUACGACGGCAUGGUUGCUCACUCUUUAA